UGAUCGAUGCAAGAAAGUGUUUACCAAGCAAGCAGGACUGGCCAGGCUACUAAGGCAUCAAAAUCAACAAUUUUCAACUCACCCUUCCAAUAGUUUCGGCUACAAGAUUCAGGGACAGUGUCAGUGAAAGUUCAGCUUCCUCAAUAAGGUACAGUACACCUCUCAAGUGGUCAACAUCCUUUCUUGAGUCCAUUAAAGUCAUCAACAAAACCCAUUACCACUACCAGGACCAUGGAGGAUACCAGGACACAAGCUUCAUUGUACGCUCUACAGACCAAUCAACCCUCACCAAAAGAACAGGUGAAAUGUUUGGAUGGGCAGCAACCACAAAUUGAAGUUUCACACGUUUGCAUUAGAGUUUGACCUGAGGCAUUACAGCUUCCUCUUUUGAAGGAUCUGAGGAUGUGCUGACUGGCAACUGAUGCUUCUAUAAUCCAUCCAAAUUUUCAAGUUAUUUAUCGAGGUGUUUAAACAAUGUUGAGGCACACAGAAGAGCUGAGUGGAAGCUUAGAAAGCUUAAAUCAACUAGAUAUGCACGAAAAACUUGAGAAGCAUCAAAAGAGACGAUUAAGUUGCCCUCAAAUUGCCUUCACAUCCACUCUGCUGCCAACGGGACUUACUGGCAAGAAAUCACUCUUAGAGGAUGUAGGGACGCAGAGAUUGGAAGCAACGGCCGAAGUACCCCAAGAGGCUGAGGAUAAUGUGUUUGCUGAUGCAGUGGAAGCUGUCUUACUUAAGGACGGGUAUGGGGGUGAUGCUGGUUUUGAGGAUGAAGAAGAUUGCCGUCAACAUACAGACUUCCUGCUUAGCGUGAUGGAAUCACAACAACGUAAGAGACGAGGAAGUUCCAAGUCGCAUUGGGAUGAGAGUGAAGAAGAGGAAGAUAAGAUAGAUGAAGAUGUCGAGAGUGAUCUCGAUAAAAGGAUUCUAUGGGCUGCUGAGAAUAACGAGAUUGAAAUAGUCAAGGAUUUACUUAGUCAUCAAGAAGCAUUGAUUGAUUCCAAAGAUGAAGAUUAUUACACACCGUUACAUCGCGCAGCAUAUAAUGGACAUACUACAAUGGUAGAGUUAUUACUACAACAUAAAGCUAAUGUCAAUGCUAAAACUGAGGAUGGAUGGUGUCCAUUGCAUUGCGCUGCGCGAUGGAACAAUGCAUCUGUAGUAUCGAUUCUUUUACAGAAUGGUAGCGAUAUCAAUGCUCAGACCAAUGGAGGACAAACAGCGCUUCAUUUAGCUGCUUCUAAUAACGAGGCCAAGGAGAGUUUAGAAUUACUGUUAAUGAAUCGUCAUAUAAAUGCUAGCAUCGUAAACGCAGCAAAUGAGAAGCCGUAUGACAUCGUAAAAAGAGUCGGUCGUCUGUCUUAUUUAUUUGAGAUGACUGAGGAUGGCAUGCAGCCAUCUACGAGCUGAUGUUCUCGUCUGAUUCAACAAGCUCAGGGUGAUUGGACAGGAAACAAAACAACCAAAAAUAUUUGUGGCGUGUUUGUUUAAAAUGUAAUUUGUAUACAAUUGUGGUGCAAAAAACAUUAGUCCUCAGUAUCUUCCACAAAUCUUGGAUCACCAUUGGUGAUUAUUUGUUGUAUACUAAACCUCCACCUGUGAUGCCAUGCUGGUGUUCCAUCAUGAUGGCGCAAUAGCUACUUUCAACAAUAUCAUGACAUUUGUGGGAAAUAAUGGAGCGCUAGAAUAAUGUAUGAUAUAGCAUGACAUCACAUGUGCGCUUGGUGUAUGCACCAUUUGUGGGUAGGAAUGGCACUCGGGCUUGACCCUCAGGCCAUUCCUACACACAAAUAGCGCGUACCUCGUGCAUUAUCAUAUCUUUCUUUCAAGAACAUAUACAUGAAAAAACAAAUAAUUUGGGUUGAACAAAGAAAAAUCUACUAGAGUGGGACUCAAACCAAUGACCUCCAGAU
Asterias rubens (European starfish) is the source of this 1913-nucleotide messenger RNA. RefSeq names its product ankyrin repeat domain-containing protein 49-like. The transcript has 5 exons. NCBI's taxonomy places the organism in Eukaryota, Metazoa, Echinodermata, Asteroidea, Forcipulatida, Asteriidae. Bases 475 to 1410 code for a protein of 311 amino acids. Gene Ontology annotation, molecular function: protein binding. The record is from RefSeq and is a predicted model, not a curated record.